AUGGCUGCGUCCCACAGAGCAAUCCCCGCCGAGCUCCAAAAGGGCAUCAGCACCUUCCUGGGGACAAAGGAGGUCCUCCUGGUGAUGAGCGUCCAGCUGCAGGUGAAAUCCGAGUACGACGACUACAUCUUGGUACAUGCAGAGUCCAGCCUGGUUCCUGCUUUCCCAGUUUCCACAGGCAGCCAGGUUCACAUCAGCUUCAGCUUCCUGGAGGUGAGGGAGAUGACAGUGCGAGAGCUCAGCUUGGUUGUUAUAGAAACAGAUGCAGCAUCUCACGCCUUCCAGUUCAUGUCCUUUGAUGAUUUGGAGCAAAUUGUCAUCCACGUCACCAUGUCUCUUAAGAAGGUCUUUCCAGACUCAUCCCCUGGGACAGUGCUCAAGAACUCCCCCCCCAACCUGUACAAGAGGAUCCAGUGGAUCACAGACUCGCUGGAGGAGAUGCUGCAGAGCAGCCCUGCGCCCUGUGGGGGGUUCUUGGAGACCUACGCUGCUUUGUGUGAUUACAACGGCUUUGCUUUCCAUGAGGAGAUCCAGUGGGACGUGGACAACAUCUACCACAGCUAGGACUGCCAGGAGUUCAACCUGCUGGACUUCAGCUACCUUGAGAGCCAAGACGUGGCACUGAGUGUGGCUGCCUUGCCCUUCAACCUGUGGUUCACCAAGCUCUCCUGCAAGGACUUCAGGCUGAACCAGGAGAUCUCGGAGCAGCUGCUCUACAUGCUCAGCAAAUCCAUGAUGCUGGAGGAGCUGGUGCUGGAAAACAGCAGGUUGAAAGCUGACUUUGCACAGAGGAUGGCCCAGUGCUUCGACCCCGACAUGGUGACGCUGGUGCUCUCCAUCGGCAGAAGCAAGUCCAUUAGGCACGUCAUCUCUCUGGGGAAAAACUUCAACAUCAAAUCCAAGGAAGGGCUGUUGGAUGUCCUGCACUGCAUUGUCCAGCUCACCCAGGAGGAUGACUGCCCUCUCCAGUCCCUGUUGGUGUCCAAAUCUUGCCUCAAGCUGGGAACCAAAGUCCUGCUGAGCACCCUGGGCAGUAACACCAGCCUCACUGCUCUGGACAUCAGUGGCAACACCAUGGGGGACACAGGGGCCAAGAUGAGAUCCAAGGCCCUGCAGAUCAACAUGAAGCUCAGGACCGUGGUUUGGGACAGGAACAACACAACUGCCCAUGGGCUCCUGGAGGUGGCUCAAGCUUUGGAGAGGCUCACCUCUUGCAAGAACUACACCCUCAAACGCAUACCCUUGCUGAUGAGCAACAUGGCGCAGGUGUACUGCAGCCACCCCAAGAAGACAGAGUAGGUGGUGCACAAGCUCCAGUCCUGCCUGAUGAGGAACCAGCUCCGGCACCCGCUGCCCAUGCGGACCUUGCGGCCACAGCAGGGCAUCCUCACCACCUCUUCUGAACAGAUCAUGAAUGAGACCUGCCUAGUGCAGAAGUAUGUGGACAUCCUCAGCAUGUGUGCAGGCAGGGAGGUGGAGAAGGACAUCCUCUGCACUGAGGAGGCCAUCAGGAAUGCCAACCUCUCUGUCAGCAUCCUACCUCUCUUGUAUGAAGCAGGGAAUACCCCAUACCAGAACAGGAAGUUGCAGCACAAGCUGGAGUGUCUCAUGGAGGAAGCAUUGCAGACCUGUGGCUGGGAAAUCCAGGCGAUCAUGCAGGUGGUGCUGAACACAGCGCACAGCCUGUGCCCAGCCGUGGUGCAGAAGAGCAGGGUCAGGGACCAGAUGGUCAACGCCAUGUUGGAGCAGAUCUACCCUCAGGACCGCCUUAACCUCAGUGCUGUCCUGGACCAGAUGGUCACUGAUGUCUUCAGCAAGCUGAAUGAAAUCAAGCUGUCUGUCACAGCUGCCAUGGCCGACUGCAUCGUGGAUACCAUGCUGGGAGACCUGACCAUCACCCAGUACAAAUUGGUGGAGAACUUCCCCAAGCAGGGGCUCGACCUCCUGGCGCUGCUGCUGGAGCUAGCUGAGGAUGAUGCCACGGUGCUGGCAAGGGGCAGGAAUCCUCCUGACCCCACUGUAGAGGAUUACAAGAUGGCCCUGCAGAGGAAAACUAAGCAUUUCAGGAGCAUCCGGCCCACACCAAGCAUGAGAGGUGUCUCGGAGCUGGAGCCAGUGGAGGGCAGAGAUGCAAACGGGCUCCAAGCUCACCGGGCGCCGCUGUCGCUCAGCCCUGCCACGCCGGCACGCCCUGCCUCCACAAAGGAUGCUGAGCCUGCGAGUGGCUCGCUCCCCUCCACACAGCCUGCCACCGCCGCCACCAGAUCCCUUAUGGACCUGCCGACCGCCGGCGAGAAGCUGGAGCAUUGCACCAAAGCCAGGCCCCGGCCCAACCGCCGGCACAAGCAGCCGCCCAGCAAGCCCAAUGCGCAGCCCGUGGCCUGCGAGAACAGUGAGGACAGGAGCAUCACCCGCAUGGAUGAGGGGCUGGAGGACUUCUUUGCCAAGAGGCUAGUCACAGAGGAGCUGCCCCCCACGGCUACAGAGACCUGCCUGGGAUCAUCCCCUCUGGCCCCCUCCAGCUCCUGCACCCUCAAGAAGAAAAUCAGGAAUUUUUUUGCCUUCAAAAAACCCAAAUCCAGCCAGGGCUCGAAGUGUGAGAAGGACCCUGAGGGCAUGCCCAGCAUCCCAAGGGGCAGGCACUUGAUGCUCAGUGACAUUUUACGAGCGUCUAGUAAGGCGGGCGAGGAGGGGAAGCUGCUGAGCAGACUGGAGGAGGGGGAACUCGCUGCUGAGCCCCAGGCAGAGCCUGAGCACUGCCAGACCCCCGGCUCUGCCUGCAGGAUCCAGCCCAAGUACUCGCGGGAGGGCAAAUCCCAGUCGCUCAUACUGCUGUCUGAGGAGGAUGAGGAUGUACUGGGGGUGAGGCAGGACAAGAAGAGGCAGCUGGAGAAGAGCAAGGGGGAGCUGCCUGGCUCCUUCGAGCAGUGCAUCCACCACAUUGGCAUCACCAAGGGCCCGGCCGCUGAGGGCAAGAAGCAGCAGAGCAAAGACAGCGAGAUCAAGAAAGCUGGCUCUCAUGGGGACAUCAUGGACAGCUCUGCAGACUCACCCCCAUCCCUGAAGGCCCACACGCACUCUGUGUCCACAGAUGCACCCUUCCGCAGCCCAGCCACCACGGUGGAGCCCCAGCCAGCUUGGAAAUCCCUUGGGAGGCUGCUUUCUGCUGAGCCACAGGGCACCAGCUCCCACCAGCCAUGGCAUUCCUUUGUCCUGGUUGAUCCCAGUGUGGUGCCAGAGCCAGGGGCCUGGGAAGGCUGGAGCAGCAGCCUGCCACUGCUGGGCCAGAGCAUGCUGGUGGCACUGCCACGCAGGGUCAGCCACAGUGGGGAGCCAGGUGCCAGCAGCUCCCUGCCCACACCACCCAACACUGAAGACAACCAGCUGAUGCCACGGCUGGCAGUGCCACAGGGGACCGGCCGCGGAGCUGUGUCCAUUCAUGAGAAGCAGCUCAGGGAGCCCGAGUGCCCGGCGGAGCUGGGAAUGGGUACCAUCCCCUUGCGCCUGUGGCAGUCGCCUGUGCUCAGAUGGAGAACCAACCACAAGUCCCUCCUGGAGCCGGAGGGCAAGCCCAGAAUGUCCUUGGAUGCUGCAGAUGCCAUGCUGCAGGACUGGCCCUGUGCUGGGCUGGAGGAGCCACAGGUUGGAGCAGGCACUGCCCGCAAGCAGCCACAAACCCUGCCACAAACUGUUGGGAAUGCACAAGACUCAGCAGCUGUAGACCAAAGACCAGGCCAGGGGCAGCCAACUCUGGGACAGUGAAGCCCCUGCAUGCCACUGUGCUGUUCCCAAGAAAACCCUGCAAGGAAGCACACUGUGCCAGGGGAUUGGCAGCUGGGGUGCAGGGCUGCACUGUACUGGGCCAACGACAGCAUCACCUACCUUCUGCUGUGGGGAUAGACAGGAUGGACAUCACCUACAAGGGCAGGGAUGCCCAGGGACCAUGCCAGAGCCCUCGGGAUGCGCUGAGUGUGUUACCUUCCCCAGAUGGCCUCUGCUACUGCUGCAGGGGUAGCUGGUGGGUUUAGGAUGCAGCCACUUUAAGCACGUUACCAGGACCCUUCCACCACUGCAGCUCCCACCCCACCGGGUACCAGCCCCCCAAGACGCAGGUUUCCAUCGGCAGGACCAUGACCCACAAGCAUUCCAGCAUCCAGCCCAGCACCAGCUCCACAGCUCUCCCAAAUGGCACCAGUGUUAUCCCAACACCCAAGUGGCUUUCUCCUGUGUUGACCUCCACUCCAGACUAAAUGCAUUCCUUACACGGAUGUUUACAACAAAGCAGAAAAAUGCCGCUUCUUUU
This is a messenger RNA of Strigops habroptila (Kakapo), 4303 nucleotides long. RefSeq names its product capping protein, Arp2/3 and myosin-I linker protein 2-like. NCBI's taxonomy places the organism in Eukaryota, Metazoa, Chordata, Aves, Psittaciformes, Psittacidae. Gene Ontology annotation, biological process: regulation of Arp2/3 complex-mediated actin nucleation; cell migration. Gene Ontology annotation, cellular component: plasma membrane; lamellipodium. The record is from RefSeq and is a predicted model, not a curated record.